Lachancea dasiensis is the source of this 2496-nucleotide messenger RNA. The record is from the annotation of a GenBank genome assembly. Lineage: Eukaryota; Fungi; Ascomycota; Saccharomycetes; Saccharomycetales; Saccharomycetaceae.
AUGGUUGACGAAAAGAAGCCUCUUUUGGAUGCUUCGGGCGGUGAAGCCCACAGUGAUGACGCUACUGCAACUGCCAUUUUAAGACGUAAGAAGAAGGACAACAUGCUCAUGGUCGAUGACGCUGUCAAUGAUGACAAUUCUGUGAUUGCCAUCAAUUCCAACACCAUGGACGUUCUUCAAUUGUUCAGGGGUGAUACAGUGUUGGUCAAGGGCAAAAAACGGAAGGACACUGUUUUGAUCGUCUUGAUUGACGACGAGUUGGAAAAUGGUGUCUGCCGUGUGAACCGUGUUGUUAGAAACAACUUGCGUAUUCGCCUGGGAGACUUGGUGACGAUUCACGCUUGUCCUGACAUCAAAUACGCUUCGCGAAUCUCUGUUUUGCCUAUCGCCGACACCGUAGAGGGCCUUACAGGCAGCCUAUUCGACGUUUACCUCAAGCCGUACUUUGUCGAAGCGUACCGUCCUGUUCGUAAAGGUGACCACUUUGUCGUGAGAGGCGGAAUGCGUCAAGUCGAAUUCAAGGUCGUAGAUGUGGAGCCAGAGGAAUACGCCGUGGUUGCUCAGGACACCGUGAUACACUCCGAAGGUGAACCCAUUAAUCGUGAAGACGAAGAAAACAACAUGAAUGAGGUCGGCUACGAUGACAUUGGUGGUUGCCGCAAGCAAAUGGCGCAGAUUCGUGAACUGGUCGAGUUACCUCUCAGGCACCCACAACUAUUCAAAGCCAUCGGUAUCAAGCCUCCAAGAGGUAUUUUGAUGUACGGCCCCCCCGGUACUGGUAAGACGUUGAUGGCUAGAGCUGUUGCCAAUGAAACAGGUGCUUUCUUCUUUCUGAUCAACGGUCCAGAAGUCAUGUCAAAGAUGGCAGGAGAGUCGGAGUCCAACUUGAGAAAAGCAUUUGAAGAGGCAGAAAAGAAUGCGCCAGCUAUUAUUUUCAUUGAUGAAAUCGAUUCCAUUGCCCCUAAACGUGACAAGACUAACGGUGAGGUUGAAAGAAGAGUGGUUUCUCAAUUAUUGACCUUGAUGGAUGGUAUGAAGGCAAGAUCCAACGUUGUCGUUAUUGCCGCCACCAACAGACCAAACUCCAUCGACCCUGCCUUGAGAAGAUUUGGCAGAUUUGAUCGCGAAGUUGAUAUCGGAAUCCCAGAUGCCACUGGUAGAUUGGAGGUGCUGCGCAUUCACACUAAAAACAUGAAGCUGGCUGACGAUGUCGACUUGGAAGCCCUCGCUGCCGAGACUCACGGUUACGUUGGUGCCGAUAUAGCGUCUUUGUGCUCCGAGGCUGCCAUGCAACAAAUCCGUGAAAAGAUGGAUAUGAUUGACCUUGACGAAGACGAAAUCGCAGCAGAAGUCCUAGACUCAUUAGGCGUUACAAUGGAUAACUUCAGGUUCUCUCUUGGUAACUCGAACCCAUCUGCAUUGCGUGAGACUGUCGUUGAAAGUGUCAAUGUUACGUGGGAUGACAUUGGUGGUUUGGAUGAGAUUAAGGAAGAAUUAAAAGAAACCGUUGAAUACCCAGUUCUUCACCCAGAUCAAUACACAAAAUUCGGAUUGGCUCCUUCCAAGGGUGUUUUGUUUUACGGACCGCCUGGUACUGGUAAGACACUUUUGGCAAAAGCUGUGGCCACCGAGGUUUCCGCCAACUUUAUUUCCGUAAAGGGUCCGGAGCUCUUGAGUAUGUGGUACGGUGAAUCCGAAUCCAACAUUCGUGACAUUUUCGACAAAGCUAGAGCUGCUGCUCCUACGGUUGUAUUUUUGGAUGAACUGGACUCCAUUGCCAAAGCCAGAGGUGGUUCCGUAGGCGAUGCUGGUGGUGCUUCUGACAGAGUGGUGAACCAAUUGCUAACGGAAAUGGAUGGUAUGAAUGCUAAGAAGAACGUGUUUGUUAUUGGUGCCACCAAUAGACCGGAUCAAAUCGAUCCUGCUAUUUUAAGACCGGGGAGAUUAGAUCAGCUAAUAUACGUUCCUCUACCAGAUGAGAUGGCAAGGUUGUCCAUUUUGAAGGCUCAACUCAGAAAAGCACCUCUAGAGCCCGGCUUGGAAUUGAGCACGAUUGCCAAGGCCACGCAAGGAUUCUCGGGUGCUGAUUUGUCAUACAUCGCCCAAAGAGCUGCGAAGUUUGCCAUCAAGGACUCAAUUGAAGCUCAAAAGAGCGCAGAGGCAGAGCGCCAAAGCAACGUAAAGACCGAAGACGUGGAGAUGGGCGAUGGUGCCGAGGCUCCCGCGCCAGCCGCUGAAGAAGAUAUCGAGGACACUGUUCCAUACAUCACUAAAGAGCACUUUGCAGAGGCUAUGAAGACGGCCAAGCGGUCCGUCUCCGACGCCGAGUUGCGCCGUUACGAAGCUUAUUCCCAGCAAAUGAAAUCUUCAAGAGGCCAAUACAGCAACUUUAGCUUCGAUGACGCUCCGAGCGCCACACAGCCCGGUGGAAAUCCAGAAAAUGCUGGUGCCGCAUUUGGUGACGGUGCAGAGGAAGAUGAUGAUUUGUACAGUUAA